Messenger RNA from Coprinopsis cinerea okayama7#130, 907 nucleotides. RefSeq lists its product as hypothetical. The record is from RefSeq and is a predicted model, not a curated record. Lineage: Eukaryota; Fungi; Basidiomycota; Agaricomycetes; Agaricales; Psathyrellaceae. The coding region runs from base 1 to 765 and encodes 254 amino acids. The transcript has a single exon. Gene Ontology annotation, molecular function: protein-N-terminal-alanine acetyltransferase activity; protein N-terminal-serine acetyltransferase activity.
AUGGCCUUCGUGAACAACUACAAAGCACCCACCAUUGAACCCAUCGUCAGCAUCCCAGAGGGCGAAUACGAUGUCAACUUUUGCGCUCCUCUUCCGCCAUCAGGGUCACUCGAGUCCGACAAAGUCAGACUUGUCCCUUUCAUCCCUUCCCUUCACGCCGCCGCAUUCCACAAAGCCUACUCUCAGCACAGCGACGAAAUCGAGAAAUACCUACCAAUCUCAUGGAAAUCCCUCCCCGAACUGCUUACCGGGUUCGAGUAUAUGAUCCGUCGGGACCCAUCCUCGAUCGUAUUCGCCAUCAUCGACAGGACGAAACCUAAUGACGGAGGCAACGUCGAAGAGAGCAUUGCAGGCAUUAUUGGAUACUUGAACACCUCGACGAGAAAUCUCAGUACGGAGAUUGGUCCUGUCGUCGUUUUACCCUCUUGGCAGAGGACGUUCGUUUCCAGCCAUGCAAUCGGGUUGAUGCUCAACUAUGCCUUGAAUCUGCCGAGCGAGGGAGGUUUGGGAUAUCGACGGGUAGCAUGGACCGCUAAUCCAUUCAACAACGCAAGUGUUCGUGCGGCUGAACGGAUGGGCUUCAAAAUCGAAGGGAUUCAAAGAUGGACUUGGGUGUUACCCCUAGGCAGGGAUGGCGGUAAACCACCGGUUGACGGGAAAAGAGGAGCUGGACAGGGGCGCGACAGCACCGUUCUGUCCGUGUGCUGGGACGACUGGGAGAACGGGACUAGGGAACAGGUAGCCAGGAUGAUGAAUCGCCAAUAGACCUCUAUUAAUACACAUCUGCCCGCCACUUGACUGCUCCACAUCUCUCUAACUCUAAUACGUGGAGGUCUAAGUUAUUAUACUGAUUAACGAAUAGAAAGAGCUAUAUUGUUAUUAGCGUAACGACAGCAAAACACAAACG